Molecule: messenger RNA, 663 nt
Organism: Daphnia pulicaria
Lineage: Eukaryota; Metazoa; Arthropoda; Branchiopoda; Diplostraca; Daphniidae
Exons: 2
Coding region: 99-494 (131 amino acids)
Molecular function (GO): neuropeptide hormone activity
Source: RefSeq, a predicted model, not a curated record
UAAAUACUGGCCAUCUUCGAGUCAAUUGUCAUCAGUUGCUCCUUCCAGCAAAUACGAACAACUCCUUUUGGAAAAACAUCCACAACUACAUCAACAACAUGGCCAAGUUUGCUGUUGCUUUGGUUCUCGUUUCUGUCCUGGCUGUUACCCUGGCCAACUCUCAAUAUCAGCAUGGUGGUGAAUACAAGGGCCAUGGCUACCAGCCGGAUGCUCAUCAGAAGAUGGAAUACAACCCCCAACCGUCUUAUGGUUACAAUAUGGGCGGACACAGUUACCAGCCAUCCACUUCUUACGAGCAUAAAGGCUAUGGUGAGUACCAAGCUAAGCCUUACAGCCACGAGAAGAAAGAAUACAACCACCAACCUUACCAGCCGGCUGCUUACGAUAAUAAGGGACAUGGUUAUCAUCAUCAGCCUUCUUCUUACGAGCAUAAUAAGGGAUCCCAUGGGUACGAACAACCUAAAUCUUACGGCCACCACCAAUCGUCCUAUUAAGCAUCAUCGUCACGCAAACACGGCCGUAAUAAUAACGCAUCAGAAUUCAUUGUAACCGAAAGGAUUGUCCUUCAUAAUAGUGUUAAGAUUAUCUAAAUUGAGGAAAGAGUGAUUGGACAUGAUAUUCUGAAACCCGUUUGACCAAUAAAUCGCACAAGAAACAACAAAA